Messenger RNA from Portunus trituberculatus (swimming crab), 2791 nucleotides. RefSeq names its product ankyrin repeat and SAM domain-containing protein 6-like. Gene Ontology annotation, cellular component: cytoplasm. NCBI's taxonomy places the organism in Eukaryota, Metazoa, Arthropoda, Malacostraca, Decapoda, Portunidae. Gene Ontology annotation, molecular function: protein binding. Gene Ontology annotation, biological process: innate immune response. The record is from RefSeq and is a predicted model, not a curated record.
AGUGCAGAAACGUAUGAGAAUAAGAACCCAAGACCGACCACAUAAGAUAAGAUCAAGAUCGCCAUCCGCCGCCUCACCAAAACAAACCCAUCUCGUGCCUGACCCUUCCUUCACCAUCACCACCAUCAUCACCACCACCCUGCCACUGUACCUCCUGAUGGGUUUGUGGGUCAAUGAGUUCCCUGGAAGCCCUGGGUAGCUGCUAUACCCAACAGGCCAGGCAGAGAUUAGGGCCACACCAUGGACGCAGAUCCCGUGCAGGCCUUCCACCGGGCGGCAGAGCAGGGCGACCUAACCAGUGUGCAGACCUUCUUGAAUGCCGGUCUUGAUGUAGACUGCCCUGAUCACGACAACAACACAGCACUGCACAUUGCUGCUGCCAAUGACCAUGAGGUACUGGUGUCCUUCCUGUUGGAGCACCAAGCAGACUGUGAGGCAACCAACAGUUUAGGAUGGACACCCCUCAUGCAGGCAGCCCGACACGGUCACAUGGAUGUGGUAGUGCUGCUGGUGCAGGCAGGAGCAGCCGUUGACAGGCGUAACAGGCUGGGGAUGACAGCGCUGAUGCUGGCCUCAGUUAGUGGGCAUAUGGGCACAAUACGAGAGCUGAUCGAUGCCAACGCCGACUUUGAUCCCGAGCCGUCCAUUGCCACCUGUCAGUUGACGCCGCUCAUGAUAGCAGCGCAGCAUGGUAAUGACGUGGUGCGCCUCUACCUCGACAAGGGAGUCAGUGCCAACAAGGCCACUCCAAGCACAAGCAUCACUCCCCUGAUGUUCAGUGCUGCUGGCGGUAGUCUGUCCACUGCACAGAUCCUGCUGGACCGAGGAGCCGACCCCAACACCCUCAGUGCCUGUGAUAUCACUGCCUUGGACGUGGCCAUUAUAUGCAAUAGGACCGAUAUUUCAAACUGCCUUCAGGAGAGAACUAGUCACCACAAGAAAAAAGGUGCACUGUGCGACAUCAUGGAUGCCUCACGACGUGGGGACUUAAAAGCAGUGCAGGAGAUACUGUUGGCUGAUCGAACCCAGUGCCAAGUACCUACAGCAGACGGUGCCACACCCCUGAUGGUUGCAGCAAUGAUGGGGCACAAGCAAGUAGCCCAGGUGUUGGUGCAGUAUGGAGCUCAUCUGGAUGCUCAGGAUCACAAAAAUGGUUGGACUGCUUUAAUGCAAGCCAUCUACCACAGACAGACCAACAUGGCCAAGUUUCUGGUGCAAUGUGGUGCAGACAUUGGCAAGGUGACUCACCGCGGCUACACUGCCUACGACUUUGCCACUGAGAUGCUGGACACUGAGAUGAUGCGAAUCUUUGUUGAGGCUCAGAUGAACUCACUGGGUCUUGGCUCCCCUGCUUCCAUUGGCCAGCCAACCAAACACCUUUCUGAUGGGUCCUCCAAGCUGGGACUCAAACAUUGGUGGAACAGAGUCUCCAACAAGUUCAACAGAGUGAAGCCCCAGAGACUCCCACCAUCCCCUGAACCAGACAGCCUUGGAGACCUGAGCCUGGUGCCUCCUCUUACACCCAUACAGUAUGACCCUGUACUGCCACAGGAGGUACGCCUGCCGCCAAUCAUGGACUUUGGGGCCAAUAGCAUCCAUGUACUGGACACCCUGAAGAGCAUGGUGCCUCCUCACAUCUCCUCCACAGAUGAAAAACCAAACUUGGCUCCCAAGGCCAUGCGUCCUGGUCGCAAAAUGCUGCCAAAGGGUGACAUGGAGUAUCCUCGCCAUGCAACCAACUCCAGACUUCUCAAGUGGAGCAUGGGGAGUGGGGGUCCAUCCCCUGGCUCCUCCCUGUCUGGCCCAAGCCCUCAGUCUUCAGGGGAAGCCAGAAGUCUAGGAAGUUUGCUGAAGGUGAAGGGUGAUCGCACUGCUCACAUCCGGGAACAUCUCCACAAGAAGAGUGACAAUGAAGUGCUAGUAUCUUCCCUGGACAGCGGAGGCUCUGGAGGAUCCUCUCUCAAGACGGUUACCUCUUCCAAGUCUUCAAAAUCCUCAAAGUCUUCUCGCUCCACUUUGGUUCCUCCCGAGCCUGGAGCAGAACAGGAGCCCAGUCCUGCAGCUUCAGCCCCCCUCACCCUUAGCCUGGGGUCAGGCCAACUUGCAGAGGUGCUGCAGAAGCUGUCCCUGGACCAGUAUCUGGAGGUAUUUCUAGAGCAGGAAGUGGAUCUUGAUGCAUUCCUUGAGCUCUCUGAUACUGACCUGAGAGACUUAGGCAUCAACUCCCCCUCUGCCAGGCAUGACAUCCUGGCUGCCAGUGCCUGCUUGAGGGCUCAGCUCCCUCCAUCCUAGUUAUCACUGUCAUUGCCACACAAGUCAUGUAAAAUAAGGUUUUCUAGAAAAUGCUAAGAUUUUAUGCCUUCUACUUAAAUUUUAGAAAUAUAGGCUACUACUUGAGAUUUUUUGUUACUAGUAAGUGAUAUCUCUCUCUCUCUCUCUCUCUCUCUCUCUCUCUCUCUCUCUCUCUCUCUCUCUCUCUCUCUCUCUCUCUCUCUCUCUCUCUCUCUCUCUCUCAUAGUGGAACCGAUACAAGUGUGUGAAGCAGGACACCUGGCUGUACAUUGCUUUUUUGUUCUGUGUUCAGUGAUAAGCCUUUUGUCAGAGCAGUAAGCAAUUGCCAUAUCAGUGCAGUGUAUGUUCAGUCAUUUUGUUAGCUUUAAUUCACUAUCUGUUGCAUGUUGUAGAUUAAAAUUUGUUUGGAUGUUUUGCUAAGUACUUUGAUUUUUAGUGAGAUGGGUCAGUUGCUGUGCAAAUGUAUCCGAUAUUUCUAAAUAUAUGUUUUAAUUUCUUA